UUCUUCCGCCAAAGGCAGGGACUCUUUAACGUGUUAAGUCGCAGGACUGUCCCCUACCCCGCGCUUUGCUUCACAAACAGCUCUCCCGUCCCCGUCUUGGUUGACUCUCCUUUGCACCGUGCGCCUGUCUGCUCUGAGCUGGGGACACCAGAACACCUGCAAAGGGCGGGGUCACCGGAGGGGGCGCGGAAGGAGGCGAGUAAUACGUCCGCAAGAUGGCUGCCGCGGAGGCUGACGGGGAGAAGCGAUUCUGAAGAAGGAAAACAACAAUAACAAGGCGGAAAUUGACCCAUUCACAACAGCCUGCUCAUACCCGGGAACCAGGUGGAGGAGGAGGAAGAAGACUUCCCAGAACUCAGAAUCUAGCACAGAGCUGAUGAGGGGGUAUCAGGCCUAGUGGUUGUUUCUUCCAUAUGUUGGAGCUGCCUGGACUGCAGGAUGAAUCUGUGAGACACAACUUCUCUCCCGUUGGAAUUAACAGUACGUGAUUGUUUGGAAAAGGGAAUAUGUUGAAUAUGGAGACCGAAGACUUUGUGCCUCCCGCCGAGUGCCCUGUUUUCGAACCAACCUGGGAAGAGUUUAAGGAUCCCUUAGGAUAUAUUGCUAAAAUCAGGCCUAUUGCUGAAAAAUCUGGAAUAUGCAAAAUCCGCCCGCCUGUGGACUGGCAGCCACCAUUUGCCGUGGAAGUAGACAACUUUCACUUCACUCCACGUAUUCAGAGGCUCAAUGAACUUGAAGCAGAGACUAGAGUCAAGCUAAACUACUUGGACCAAAUCGCCAAGUUUUGGGAGAUCCAGGGAUCCUCUUUAAAAAUUCCGAAUGUGGAGCGCAGAAUCCUGGAUCUGUACAGUCUGAACAAGAUUGUCCAGGAAGAGGGUGGCUAUGAGCCAAUAUGCAGAGAACGAAGGUGGGCGCGUGUGGCACAACGCAUGGGAUACCCCUCAGGAAAGAACCUUGGUUCACUGUUACGCUCCCAUUACGAGCGCAUCAUCUAUCCCUUUCAUAUGUACCAGUCGGGCGCAAACAUGGUGGACUACAGAGAGAGGCCACGCUAUGACAAUGAAGAGAAAGAUAAGGAAUACAAGCCACACAGUAUCCCUCUGCGCCAGUCCGUCCAACCCUCCAAAAUUACCAGCUAUGGACGGCGAGCCAAGCGCCUAACUCAGGAGGAUCCUGAGAACUCAGAUCCUGCCGCCCAGAGCUCCUCUCAGCCCACUGAAACAUCUCCAUCCUGGCCGGAGCCAACUGUUGAGGAUAUAGAGAAGAAUCCAGAGCUGAAAAAGCUCCAGAUAUAUGGUGCAGGCCCCAAGAUGAUGGGAUUAGGACUUAUGGCCAAAAAUAAGAACUUGCGCAAGAAAGACAGCGAUAUCCCAGAAUGCCCUCCGACACUGGUGAUUAAGGAAGAGGUUCCGGUGGAAGGGCGUGGAGAGCCAGGGGAAGUUCAGGUGCAUGUGAAACAGGAGCGCUCCCUCAGCCCAGAGCCAUGCACAAAGAUGACCAUGAGGCUACGCAGGAACACCAUCACCAACAGCAAUCAAUUUGUGGACUCCUACAUUUGCCGCAUUUGCUCCCGCGGCGAUGAUGACGACCGCUUGUUGCUGUGUGAUGGAUGUGACGACAACUACCACACCUUCUGCUUACUUCCACCUCUCCCUGAACCACCGAAGGGUAUCUGGCAUUGCCCUAAAUGUGUCAUGGCAGAAUGCAAGCGGCCCCCUGAAGCAUUCGGGUUUGAGCAGGCCACGCGAGAGUUUACACUACAAAGCUUUGGCGAGAUGGCUGAUGCAUUUAAAGCUGAUUACUUCAACAUGCCUGUACAUAUGGUCCCCACGGAGCUAGUGGAGAAGGAGUUCUGGCGCCUGGUUAACAGCAUAGAGGAGGAUGUCACAGUACAAUAUGGAGCAGACAUUCACUCCAAGGAGUUUGGCAGUGGCUUCCCCAUGUUGGAUGGAAAAACAGAACUCUCCCCUGAGGAAAAGGCGUAUGCCACCAGCGGCUGGAAUUUGAAUGUGAUGCCAGUACUGGAGCAGUCUGUGCUAUGUCACAUAAACGCUGACAUCUCUGGCAUGAAGGUGCCCUGGCUUUAUGUGGGAAUGGUCUUCUCUGCCUUCUGCUGGCACAUUGAGGAUCACUGGAGUUACUCCAUCAACUAUCUUCAUUGGGGGGAACCAAAGACCUGGUAUGGGGUGCCUUCCUCAGCAGCUGAACAGCUUGAAGAUGUGAUGAAGAAGUUGACUCCGGAGCUUUUUGAAAGCCAGCCUGACCUCCUGCAUCAGCUGGUCACUCUCAUGAACCCCAACACACUCAUGGCACAUGGCGUGCCGGUUGUGCGCACCAAUCAAUGUGCAGGGGAGUUUGUCAUCACAUUCCCAAGAGCCUAUCAUAGCGGCUUCAAUCAAGGCUACAACUUUGCAGAGGCAGUCAACUUCUGCACUGCUGACUGGCUCCCGGCCGGCAGGAAGUGCAUUGAGCAUUACAGGAGGUUGCGUAGAUACUGUGUCUUCUCUCAUGAAGAGCUGAUCUGCAAGAUGGCGGCUUGCCCCGAGAGGUUGGACAUGAGCCUGGCAGCUGCUGUACACAAAGAAAUGUUCCUGUUGGUGCAGGAAGAAAGGCGGCUGCGCAAAACACUGUUGGAACAGGGCGUUACUGAGGCAGAAAGGGAAGCUUUUGAGCUACUUCCUGAUGAUGAACGACAGUGCCAGAAGUGCAAGACCACUUGCUUCCUCUCCGCUUUGGCAUGUUAUGACUGCCCUCAGGGCUUGGUGUGCUUGUACCAUAUUGAGGACUUGUGCCAGUGCCCACCAUCUCGUCAGUAUCUCAGGUAUCGCUACACCCUGGAUGAGCUUCCGGCCAUGUUACAUAAGCUCAAAGGUCGGGCAGAGUCCUUUGACACCUGGUCUAAUAAAGUGCGCCUGGCUAUAGAAUUAGAUGGGAAAACUAAGAAAGAACUGGUGGAGCUGAAGACUCUGGAAGCGGAGGCUUUUGAGAAGAAAUUUGUAGAGAAUGAGCAUCUGCAGCUACUGAGGGGCUCCAUCCAAGAAGUUGAAAGCUGCAUUGCCGAAGCAAAGAAAGUGCUGGUCUUCUCCCAAGCCAAUAGGAGUCAUUCUACAGUGAUCUCUCUGGAGGGUUUGAUCAAACUUGUUAAGCGUAUUCAGUCAGUCCCUUGUGUGGUCCCACAGCUUUCUCAGCUUCAGUGUCUGCAGGAAGAGGCGGAGACCUUGCAGGAAGAGGCACAGAAAUCCUUGCUGACUCUCUCGAAUAGCACCUCUCAGCUGCGGGAGGUACUGGAGCGCUGCCAGGCUCUGACGGUGGAAGUGCCCGCGGUCAGGCAAAUAGAGAGACAUUUGCGGCAGGGUGAGUGGUUGGAGCGAGUACGCACAGCGUUGAGUUCGGGACGGUCGGGCACACUUCAGGAGAUGCGCUCGCUCUUAAAGGAGGCAGAAGAAGUGGCUGAGAGCCCAGCAGUAGAAAAGGCACGGAGUGAACUGCAGGAGCUUAUCUCUAUUGCUCUGCGCUGGGAGGAGAAGGCCCAGAUGUGUUUGGAGGCAAGGAAAAAGCAUCCCCCUGCCAUGUUAGAGGCCAUCAUAAAGGAAGCUGAGCAUAUUCCAGUGCAGUUACCCAACACCCUGAGCCUGAAGGAGGCUCUCUGCAAGGCCAGGGCUUGGAGUGCUGAUGUGGAGGAGAUACAGAGCGGCGAUCACUACCCAUGCCUGGACGAUUUGGAGGGUUUGGUUGCCGUGGGCCGGGAUCUCCCGGUGAAAAUGGAAGAACUUCAUCAGCUAGAGGUGCAAGUGGCGGCUGCGCAUUCCUGGAGGGAGAAAGCAUCGAAAACGUUCCUCAAGAAGAAUUCCUGCUACACCCUCCUUGAGGUGCUGUGCCCAAGUGCAGAUGUUUGCUCAGACACUGGAAAGCGGUCUCGGUGGAAGAAAGAGAAGGAGCAGGGCUUGUACAGGUCAGACAUUGAGAGCCUUGGGCUGUCUGCACAGGACCUGCGGGACCCUGGUUGUAUAGUGCUGGCAUUUAAGGAAGGAGAGCAAAAAGAGAAGGCUGGAAUCCUUAGGUUACGCGCCAUGAAUUCUUCCCUGGAAAGAGGCUGUGUAUGUGUUUGUGGGGAGCCGCCAGACGAGCUCAUGCUCAGAUGUGAGCUGUGUCAAGACUUAUUCCAUGGGCUGUGUGUGCCCAGCCCCCGGCUCUCAAAUCACCGUGGUGCACACACUAUGCCAUCUCUUAUUUGGUGGGAAUGGGACAGCCGUUUCUUGUGCUCACUGUGUGUGCGCUCGCGGAGGCCUCGGCUGCAGACCAUUCUCUCUCUGUUGGUCGCCCUCCAGAAACUGCCAGUGCGACUGCCAGAGGGCGAGGCUUUACAGUGUUUAACAGAGCGAGCCAUGAGCUGGCAGGAUCGCGCUCGCAGGGUGCUAGCCACGCCGGAAAUUUCUUCUGCCGCAACAGCACUUGCAGAGCGCAGGCAAAAAAUGCAGCAGCAUUGUAAAGAUCCCCAGGCACUGAGAGAGACAACCCGGAAUGAACAGAACCCAGUCCCACAAGAGAAUGGUGACUGUCACACUGAGAAUGGCACUUGCGCGAUGCCAGAUCUAGAUGCCAUGGCUGCCCUGCUCCCUCGUUUAGAAAAGACAGCGAUUCUGGAGUUGUCGCUAGGCUCUCGAGCGCUACUGGAAGACUUGAUGUUGGAGGGGGACCUUCUAGAGGUGUCGCUGGAAGAAGAAGCGAGCAUUUGGCGAUUGUUACUGGCAUCUCAGGUGCCCUGUAUAGAGAGACUGCGCACUUUGAUAGAGAUUGAAAGGUGUGAGCGUAGGCUGGCUCGGCAAAAAGGCAAAGACCCAGAGAAGAGGAAGAAGAGGAGGAGCGAGCGGGGUGAUGGCUACUCUCCCCCCAUUCUCCCAAAGGAGGAGCUGGGUCCAAAGAGGUGCCGCAGUGACAUCCGAGCGCAGGAGACCCUCUCUGAUAAGGAGAGCCCCAGGAAAGGAGGGAGUGAAUGCAGCCAGAAUGGAGGAGAGAAGCGCUUGUGACAUUCGGCCAGGGGACCUGACCCAAUGACGCCGGGACAGUAACACUCCUCUCCGGACGGACACUCAGUUUUACCUCGCUGAAGAAUAGUGAGAGGCGGAUGUAUGGGAGGCCAAAAACAAACACAGGUGCCCCCUCCCUUCUACACUGCAUUCUCUGUUCUGUUUCUGCUCCCUCCUGUCUGGAAGCUGGGGGGUGUAUUCCUCACUCUGGGGGGGGGUGCAUUGUAUUAACUGGUGCUGCCUGACUGUGACACAAAGCAGAACCACUUGCUGCUUUUGUAAGGACUGAAGGAUUCUGGGUAAGCGAAGGGAAAGACUUGGCUUCUCUUCUGAGUUAAUCAUCAAGCAAAUAAUUCCCAGCGAAUUAAGACCCUGCACCACGGCCAAGUUGCCUGUAAUGGGGGGAGCUCUGCAGUCUCUCUCUGGGUUCAGAAAGGCAUGAGGAGCGGACAUUUUGGCUACCCCCCCCCCCAGACACAGGACUGGAGAAGUACACUUUAUUUUCUAGGUGUCCAGUACCAGCAUUCGGGCAUUCCCGGUGCCACGGAGAGGGAUGAGGUUAUGGGGGUAGCAGUGGUUAUGGUGGGACAUGUUCAGUUUAUUUAUUCCCUUCUCCUUAUUGGACUCUCACUAACUGCCCGACCCUUCCCUCUGUCUCCCCUUAUUCAGGUUCUCUGCACCCCACCCUAGUCACAUGUUCACUUUGUCCGGAACACUUUGUUUAAAAAAAAAAGAAAUGUUUCUUAAGGAAAAAAAAAAAGAAAAUGUACAAAAAAUUCCAUUUAACUCCGCGCUGGAGGGUUCUCUUUUCUGACAGGUAGAAAUAAACUUAGAGGUUUUUGAAAGCG
Molecule: messenger RNA, 5875 nt
Organism: Xenopus tropicalis (tropical clawed frog)
Lineage: Eukaryota; Metazoa; Chordata; Amphibia; Anura; Pipidae
Gene: kdm5c
Product: lysine demethylase 5C
Exons: 28
Coding region: 507-5027 (1506 amino acids)
Biological process (GO): regulation of DNA-templated transcription; DNA-templated transcription; chromatin remodeling
Cellular component (GO): nucleus
Molecular function (GO): DNA binding; histone H3K4me/H3K4me2/H3K4me3 demethylase activity; metal ion binding
Source: RefSeq, a predicted model, not a curated record